AAUAAUUCGAAACAAAAAAAUAAUUGUGCCAAGACUGACUGAAAAAAAUAUAUAUUUAACAAAAUCUUGUUCUUUUUUAAUCGCGUUGACUUUUAUUUGACCCCUUUUGCAAAAUCCACACUUAAUUUAUUUAACCUUUCCCCAAUCCCCUGUAUUUGCUUUUGGAAGAAGUUAGUUGUCUAGCUUGCUUCCCUCUUUAGGUUAUCCUCACUAAUUUUUAUUUUAAUUAAAUUGACCAAAUUUGACGUAAACUAUUUAUUUUAUGUAAAUCGUUUUUUUAAUUGACUGCACUUCAAGUGUUUUUCUCUCCCCACCGCUUUUCCCAUUGACUGGUUUAUUAUUCGCGUGUAAAUAUUUUACGUUUUCGUUACGACUUUUCCUCGAACAAAUUCUUGUGUUUUUUUUAAUAUUUCUACGUAAUUUAUUUUUUUUUUUUUUUGGACUGAAACCGUUUCGCGUCGUUUUUUUAUUAUUUAUUCAAAUUAUUUGUUUCUUUUGUUAACAACAUACGAUUUUGUAAUUUCGAACAAAAACAAAUUUCUGCAAGUGCAGUAACAUUUUUUCUACUACACAUAAACAACACAUUUAUUUAUCUACUGUCUAUUCACAACGACAUAUAUAUCUUCUUGGCGCUUCUAUAAAACAAAACGACUUACAUCUAUUUUCAACAUCUACGUAAAUUCGAGCAUCAUGAUAUCCUGUAUUAAUAAACUUGUAUAUCCAACCGCAGCCACAGUGGCUGCGGCAUCGGCGGCUGCAACACUGGCCUCAUCGAGCGGUGCUCCCAGCGAGACACAAAGUGAAAUUUCAUCGGUGGACAGUGAUUGGAGUGACAUUAGAGCGAUAGCAUUGAAAUUGGGUGUUUCGAAUCCAGACGAUUUGCAUACGGAACGUUUCAAGGUUGAUCGACAAAAAUUGGAGCAAAUGAUAAAAGCUGAUAGCUCCAUAGAGGGUAUGAAUGGAGCUGAGUACUUUUUUGAAAGCGUUAUGAAAACUACUGAAACCUAUAUAAGCUGGCCUUGUAGACUUAAAAUUGGAGCUAAGAGUAAAAAGGAUCCCCAUGUACGCAUUGUGGGAAAAGCCGACGAAGUGGCUAAAGCUAAAGAACGUAUUUUAGCUAGUUUAGACUCAAGAGGCACCCGUGUCAUUAUGAAAAUGGAUGUCUCCUACACCGAUCACUCCUAUAUUAUAGGACGUGGUGGCAAUAACAUCAAACGCAUAAUGGAAGAGACUGCAACCCACAUACAUUUCCCCGAUUCGAAUCGUUCGAAUCCAACGGAAAAAUCCAAUCAAGUUUCUUUAUGCGGUUCCUUGGAGGGUGUAGAAAAGGCCAGAUCUCUGGUGCGUUUAUCUACACCACUGUUGAUAUCAUUCGAAUUGCCGGUAAUGGCAGCAGGACGUCCCCAACCGGAUAGGGAUACACCAUAUGUAACGAUGGUCGAGCAGAAAUAUAAUGUGCAGGUCAUUUUCUCAUCUCGUCCGAAAUUACACUCAUCCCUGGUCUUGGUUAAGGGUUCAGAAAAAGAAGCCGGACAUGUUCAAGAAGCUACACAAACGUUGAUAAAUUUUUCAUGUGAAAAUAUUGCGAGUCAAAUUUUAGUUAACAUGCAAUUGGAGAUAUCGCCACAGCAUCAUGAAAUUGUUAAAGGAAAAAAUAAUACCAACCUAUUGAGUAUUAUGGAGCGCACAAACACUAAAAUAAUCUUUCCCGAUCUAUCUGAUAUGAAUGUUAAACCAUUGAAGAAAUCUCAAGUGACUAUAACUGGGACCAUAGAAGGUGUCUAUAAGGCACGACAACAAUUACUUGGUAAUUUACCGAUUGCCUUAAUAUUUGACUUUCCCGACAAUCAAAACGAUGCCUCUGAAAUAAUGAGCCUUAGCACUAAAUAUGGCGUUUAUAUAACGUUGCGCCAGAAGCAAAGACAAAGCACUUUGGCCAUUGUUAUUAAAGGAGUCGAAAAGUUUAUAGACAAAAUCUACGAAGCCCGUCAGGAGAUUUUACGUUUGACAACACCCCUGAUUAAGCCGGACAUACCGGAACGAUAUUUUAUGCCGCAGGACAAAGAUUUCAAUUUGGUCUAUCGCACCACAUUGACAGCAUUGUUGGCUGGCUAUAACGAAAGUCCGAAGGCACUCAAUGUAAUGCCGACCACAACCGGACACCUAACGUCUUUGUCCCCCUAUGGCAACAAUAAUAAUUUGUUGCUUAACAAUAACAACAACAACAACAAUAAUCUUUUGAACAACAACAAUAAUAAUAACAAUGCAAAUCUAAAUCAGUUGAAUCGACAACAAUUUGGUGGUCUUUAUCCCACCACACCGACGGGCAUUUGCUCGCCAACGCAAAAAUAUUUACAGAUUCAUAAUAGCAAUUAUGCUAGGCAACAACAACAACAACAGCAGCAAAUUCCACCACAGCAACAGCCACCACAUUUGCAACAUCAGCAUCACAAUAACAACUAUUUGCAAGUACUGCAACAGCAACAACAACAACAGCAGCAGCAUCACCACCACCACCCACAGCAGCAACAGCACCAACAACAAACACAAAUGCAGCCACCCACUCACAUCAUCCAUCAGCAGCAGCAACAACAACAACACAUACCCCAAACACAUAAUAUAUCGCCACGUAAUAGCUGCAGCAACAACACCAGUGGCUAUCAAAGUUUCAGCAGCAGUACAACAUCACUGGAACAGGCCUAUCCUCCGUUUGGCAAUGCCUUGGGUGUAAAUACCAACAACGGACCAAAUGGUCCAUCUUUGCUCAAUGGCAAUAGGCCAUCACCAUUUUCACCGGAUUCCAAUUAUAGCAGUGAGGCUGGCUGCAGCCGUUUGGGUAGGCGCUCCAGUGAUGGUGUCCUCUUGGGCUUGGGCGCUUCAGGACCCAUUGGGCCGAUGGUACCCGGUAGCGCUGAAAGUUAUCGUAACUCUCACUAUGACUUGAAGCACAAUCGGACUUUUGAUUUUGACAUUAAGCGCGCUAUGGGUUUCAAGGCCAUGGAACGACCCCCUGUUGCUGGGGAAUUGCGUACACCCACACCCAGCUGGAUGGGUAUGGGUUUGAGUCGCACCUCGCCGGUACCCUUUGAAACUGUUGACGAUUUAUCACCUUGGCAUCGUGGACCAACUGGCUGUACGACAGGUCUAGGAGGCGGAGCUGGCUCCCUUGUCUCUCCAUAUGGAUUGGGUGCAACAACGGGUAUUGUUGACUCAACACCAACAAAUCGUCGUCUACAAUUGACUCAAUACAAGGAUAUACAUACCCUGCUGACAGCACUGGGUCUGGAACAUUACAUCAAAAUUUUCGUUUUAAACGAAAUCGAUUUGGAAAUGUUUAUGACCCUCACCGAGGAAAAUCUCAUGGAAUUGGGUAUAACAGCCUUUGGGGCACGCAAGAAAAUGCUGGUUGCCAUACACACAUUGCAGGCCAACGAGGCAACCACAUCCACCAUGCCACAAACAUCAUCGAAUGCCUCAUCGCCACGAUUUUCGGGAUCUGCUGCACCGGGUGCUGAACGUAGACCCUCAAAUCAGUGGUAGAUCAUAAAACAACUGAUCCCUUUUUCGGGACUUGAAUUGUAAAAUUUUAUUUUCAAAGUCUCCGUAAUAUUGAAACAUUACAGUGGAAAUUUAGAGACCCGGGUUCUUAUAAAUAUUUAAUAUUGCAAUUCAAGUCUUUUUUAUAUUUUUAUUUCUCAUUAUUUUUUCUUUUGUAUCUCUUAAUAUUGCAUGCCUUAUAUAGAUAAUUUCUAACUAAAUUAUUAACUUUUGAAUUCAGUGAAAUAUUUAAAAACUCAAAAAAAAAAAACUUUUUUCCCCAUUUGAACAAAAAUCCUUAAAAAAAGACUCUCUUACAUUGAAAUCCUGUAGAAAAAAACUACCUUUUUAACUACUCCAACAUCUCUACACAAAACGUAUGGUUUGUGAAGUAACCAAUCGACUGUUGUCUUAUGAAAUUUAAUUAAUAAAUUUUAUAUUCUCUAACUUACAACUAACUAAAAAUAAAAUAAUAACAACAAAUCAACGCGAACCUUUCUUCCGAAUCUCACAAAAAUGACUUAUACUCGUAUUUGUACACAAAUUUCUUUAAAAUAGACAACAGUUUGGUUUUCUUUACAACGCGUCAGUGUAGAGACCAAAUUGAUUUUCUUUUGAUCUCGAAGUCUUUACCAUUUUUUUUCUAUUUAUUUAAUUUAUUUUCUUUGUAUUUAUUAUAUUUUUUAUUUUUAUUAUUUAUUAAUAUUUUUUAUUAUGUAUUUAUUAUUUCCUAUUUUUUUGUAACCAAGUAUUAUUUUGAACUUUGCCACUUUAUCAAUCAUCAACCCAAUGAACUUUGAAAUUUUGAAACACACAUUUGUAUGAUUUUGUAUUAUUAAGCUGUAACUACUAUUCGAAAAAAAACAA
Messenger RNA from Musca domestica (house fly), 4404 nucleotides. RefSeq names its product protein bicaudal C (gene BicC). The transcript has 13 exons. The record is from RefSeq and is a predicted model, not a curated record. Lineage: Eukaryota; Metazoa; Arthropoda; Insecta; Diptera; Muscidae. Gene Ontology annotation, cellular component: cytoplasm. The coding region runs from base 691 to 3540 and encodes 949 amino acids. Gene Ontology annotation, molecular function: protein binding; RNA binding.